AUGUCCACGCUUGGUCGCAGGACUGUGGCUGAUCACGAUACCUCUUUGCUGCAGUUGCAGUACCUCACUAAUUCCAUCGGCCUCCGGCGGAACUACCUGGAUGAGAACGUCGAUGAGGCUCCGCAACACGAUGAGAGUGUGCUAUUCGAUGUAGAAGGCCUGAUCAAGCCCAUCGCUCUGAGAUCUGAUACUCCAAUAGUACGGCCAGAUAUCGCAUGGCAUCCUAAUUACGAGACAUACCUUGCACAAGGAUUUCCAGCCCAGAUCUCGUCACCGCGAGUGUGGUCAGGGGCAGACUUUGCCGACUCAAACACCUAUAUCGUUCACUUGUCCGAUAGCGACAUAGCCGAGAUCAACAGUGCGCUCGCGAAUUUCCACGCACUCGGUGACAAUAUGGGCCCUGACGAUGUGGCAACGGAAACAUUCCCUUUACCAAAUCUUAGAGAGCGACUACUGCAGGUAUCGCGCAACCUCCAUCUGGGCACUGGCUUCAACGUCAUUCGAGGUCUCAAUCCAACAGAAUACUCGCCUCUCGAUAAUGUCCUCAUCUAUCUCGGUAUCACCAGUUACCUUGCCGAUAUCCGUGGCUGUCAAGACUACGAUGGGCGGAUGAUAGUUCACAUCAAAGACAUUGAGAAGGAGUUACCUGACGCCACUGGCCGACCGUCGCCAUACACAAGCCGUGCACAGCCCUUUCAUACUGACAUGUGUGAUAUACUGUCCAUGUACGUGUUAGAUACCGCCGUCUCGGGCGGCGAAAGCUUACUGGCAUCGUCUGGGAUGAUAUACAACGAGUUAGCCGCCACUCGUCCCGACAUCAUCCACGUCCUCUCCGACAACACAUGGAUACACGACGAUUUCAACAAAGCCCGUCCAAGCUGGGCAUACCGCCAACUCCUCCAUAACUUCCCAAAACACGGCCCCAGCUUCCUCUACUCGCGUCGCCCCCUCACCGGCGCCCCCUUCUCGCCCCAUCACCCAGACGUCUCAGCCAUGUCCGAACGCCAAGCCGAAGCCCUCGACGCCGUGCACUUCACCGCCGUCAAGCACCAGCUCAAAAUCGCACUUCAGCCCGGCGACGUCGAGAUCUUCAACAACCUCGCCUUGUUCCACGCCCGCGAGGGCUUCACAGACAGUGGACGCCAAGAUGCUCGCGACAUCGUCGACGACAGUGACAGUUUCAGUCCGACAAAGCGCUCGUUGAAUGGAACACGCCACAUGCUUCGGCUGUGGCUACGCAGCUCGGAUGAGGAGUUGGCGUGGCCCAUGCCCAAGGUGCUUGAGAAGAAUUCUGAAUUGAUCUAUAGGGAUAGCGAGGCGAAGAGGUUGGGAAAAUGGGAUGUACAUCGGGCACCAACUAUCAAUAGGAAAUUGACUAGGCAUUUCAAAUGCUCGUGA
Molecule: messenger RNA, 1398 nt
Organism: Bipolaris oryzae ATCC 44560
Lineage: Eukaryota; Fungi; Ascomycota; Dothideomycetes; Pleosporales; Pleosporaceae
Exons: 6
Coding region: 1-1398 (465 amino acids)
Molecular function (GO): oxidoreductase activity
Source: RefSeq, a predicted model, not a curated record